Molecule: messenger RNA, 1626 nt
Organism: Diaporthe batatas
Lineage: Eukaryota; Fungi; Ascomycota; Sordariomycetes; Diaporthales; Diaporthaceae
Exons: 3
Coding region: 1-1626 (541 amino acids)
Biological process (GO): triglyceride catabolic process
Molecular function (GO): triacylglycerol lipase activity
Source: RefSeq, a predicted model, not a curated record
AUGCGGCACGCUAGAACGGGACUGCGAUCGGGACGUUCACACGCUGCGGCUGAGCAGCAGGCAGGCGAGCCGAGUCUUGUCAUCGACCUUUGUGUGUGCGACAACGGCUGGGACUCGGCUAAGGCAGCUCCCGCGGACCCGUACGACUUGUCGUUCAUCAAGAAGUGGGCAGCUAUAGGCGACUCAUACUCCGCUGGUAUCGGGUCCGGCAGCCCUGACCCUGACUCCUCCGCGGCCUGUGCUCGUUACGACCAGUCCUACCCAGCCUUCAUGCAACAAAACGACCUCAUGCCACAGGACCCCGGCGCGGCCUUCGAGUUCCUUGCCUGCUCCGGCGCCACGAGCCCCGAGAUCCUGUCCAGCCAGGUUUCCAAGUUGGGCACGGGAUAUGACCUUAUCACCGUCAGCGCGGGCGGCAACGACGUUGGCCUCAGCGACAUCCUGAAUUCGUGUGUGUUCCAGUGGAACCCCUUCCGGAACUGCGAGGACGAUAUGCAGGCUACCCUCAACCUCAUUCGCGAUACGUUGCCUGGCAACCUGGACAAGCUAUACGCGGGCCUGGCGGACAAGAUCAACACAGGCCGCAAGGUUUAUGUCACCGGCUAUGCUAGUUUCUUCGACAACAGCACUACAGAGUGUGACAGUACCACCUGGUCAUUCUGGUUCAACACCGAGAACAAGCAGAAGUUGACAACGCAACGGAGAACCCUGAUGAACGAGCUUACAUUGGCCACCAACGCGGCUAUUGAGGCCGCCGUGAAGAGGGCAGGAAGCGCUUUUGAGUUUGUGGGGUACGACCAGUACUUCUCAGUGCUACAAGGCCGCUUCUGCGAGGCUGGUGUGAAGGAGCCCCAGGGAGACAGGAACGGCCUGCUCUUCUUCCAGUGGACCAGCACCGACACCACAUCCAAGCUGCUCCCCAGAGGCACGGACGAGUCUGCGCUCUUCGCCGCGGAUCCCCUGAUGGUGCGCGCCAUGCCUGAACCGCCCCUGCCAGUGGAGAAGAAGAGCCUGCUGGGCCUCCUCACUGAGACGUCCAAGCGGACAGCAGAGGGCCUCCUCGGCUCCUUCCGGCGCGGUCUCCAGCCCCGACAAGGAGAAGGCAUCAGCACAGGUGGCUCUGACACGCCCAGCACCGAACCCUCCGUCAACGAGACCUUCCAGGGCUCCAUCGAGCAGUUCAUCACGGAGGCGCAGGCCAGGAACAACACCCUCGUGGUCUCCCUCCCCGACGGCAGCGCGGCGGACCCCGCGUUCCGGGGCCGUUCCGGCCUGAGCGUGUCGGACUUUGUCUCGGACGACAUCAAGCGCGUCUUCCACCCCCAGCCGGGCGGCCACGCCGUCAUCGCCAACCUGGUGCUGUGGCGCAUCGUCGAGGACAACGCCGCGUCGAUCAAGGCGGCCGCCAUCGCGCCCAGCGAGGCGUCGGGCUGCGACGUGCCGACGUCUGCGAGCCGGCCCGACCUGCCGGCUUCCGUCCCGGGCGUCAACACGAACUGCCAGAGGGCUGCGCUGGCGUGCCUGAACUGCCUGGGUACCGCCAAGGGUUUUGGGAUUUUUGGGUGCACUUUUAACUUCCACUCGGACUGUAAUGCUUGCGGUGGUGGUGACGGAUGCCCUUGCUAG